AUGUUAGUGGUCGGCUUUUCAUCACGCUGCCUUCUUCCCCGCUCUUCUCUUCCCCUCCCUUUUCCUCUCCCCCCUUCUCCUCCCCGCCUUGCCCCUUUUCUCCUCCCUUCUCCUCCCCUCCGUGCUCCCUGCCUUGCCAUUUCUCCCCUCCCUUUCUCCUCACUCGCCCUCGCCUACCCACUCGUUUCUCCUACACUCUCUGCUCCUCCUCCCUCGCCUCUUCCCUGCACUCUACUUCCUCUCACGACGCCCUUUCAUCCUUCCCUCUGCCCUCCAUCCCACUCUCCCCUGACACCUCCCUCGCCUCUCCCCUCUCUGCCUCCCUUCUCGCCUCUCCCCCCUCUGAACUCACACUCCCCUCUCCCCUCUCUGAACCCUCCCUCGCCUCUCCCACCCUCACUGACGUACCACAACACCCCCCUUCCCGCCUCUCAUGCUCCAACCAGUGCCUCCUCCACACCUCCCUCCACCCCCAUGCACCACACGCCCUUCUUCCUCUCCAUCCCCCUUCUCCGCAUCCCCCUUCUCACUCACCCCUCCCCUCUCCGCGCCUUCCCUCAACACUCCGCCUCCGCUCCCCCCUCCGCGUGGCUGGCCCUACCACACACCAACUGCACUAAGACAUUUUCUGCCGCGGCAGUUUCCCUGCCGCUGCCGGCCCUUGCCACUGCUGCAAUGGGGCAUGAGCGUCAACACCCCACCUCCGCCUCUAUGCAUCGCACCCUGCAGCCAGCAGCCUCAUGCACUCACCUUGGCCAGGCGUCGCCAGGGGAGAGAGAGCUAUGA
Molecule: messenger RNA, 786 nt
Organism: Closterium sp. NIES-65
Lineage: Eukaryota; Viridiplantae; Streptophyta; Zygnematophyceae; Desmidiales; Closteriaceae
Source: the annotation of a GenBank genome assembly